CGUCAGUAACGAGUGUGGGCGAGGCACGACUGAACAAGGUGACGUCAAGAGACCGAGGUGCGGCACGCCCUUCACACACUGCUGCACCGCGCACGUCACCGCUGCCCGGCACUCGCCAAUACUUCAUCAGCGUCCGUCCACCCCUCACCCCACCCCUCUUCACCACGCCAGCGACGCCCCGCCAGCAUGGACACCCCCGCCACCCUCGAUGUGGAUUAUGACGAGGAGCACCACUCUGAGGGCGCGGCGCAGCUCGAGGCGCUGGAGGACCAGCUGUCCCUGCACUCCUCCACGAGUGGCGAAGAGCACGUGCUGCCGGACGCCGGGGGAAGCCCUGACGGAAUCUUCUGGGGUAUCCUGGCCGCGUUCUGUAUACUCGCUGGUUUGUCAAUUGGCCUCGCGUUGUAUUUGAAAAGCAGCUUCGCGUUGACCAUCGGUGACUUCUUGCGUCGGUGCUGCUCUAAGCUAACCGGCGCCUCCACUCACGACCCCGUCCUGCUGAACGUGACUGGCCGUCAGAGUAAAGACGACUUGGACAAAGACGGCGCGGAGGAUGACAAGCGCAGUGAGGGGAGCUCGUCAGAUGAAGGGGAAGGUGGGAGUAACAAGAAACUUGAAAACUCUACAACCACUAAGGUUACGUUCCACAAGAGUGAAGGUGACGGUGACGGCACUGAACCCUCGGAGGGUAAAGGGAAGGAAGCAGCGAAGGAGCGAGAUGCCACUGAUGAUGCGGCUGAGGAGGCGGAGGGACAGCAAGGGGACGCGAAGACAACAGAAGCAGCGGAGGAAUCGGAGGCUGCGGCGGCAGGCGAGAACAGAGAGAACGAGGAAACGAAGGAAGUGGAGGCGAAGGAGGCACAAGAAAGCGAGAAGCGGUCCCGCCGCAGCUCCAGCUCCAGUUCCAGUUCAAGUUCUGAUGAAGAGAGUUCUGUACGUCAGCGGAAGAACGCCGCGGCAGAGACGGCGCCGGAGGGGGAGGCGGCGGCGGCGGCUGGCGAGGUGGAGCACAAGGAGUGAGGCUGGCAUCGCCUCGUGUCUGUUAAUUGUCCGGCGUCCAUUAACGAGUUUACGUAGUGUGAUAUUAUUUAGUAAAUCUUGUAAAGUAUAUUUGUUUAUUAACUGCUGUGGUUUAUUGUUCCCCGUAAAUGUUUAUUCCUCCCCACAUUUGAUUAUGUAGUAAGAGAAUUUUGCGUUUUGUUAAAUAUAUUUUUUUCCACAAAAA
Scylla paramamosain (green mud crab) is the source of this 1225-nucleotide messenger RNA. RefSeq lists its product as uncharacterized. NCBI's taxonomy places the organism in Eukaryota, Metazoa, Arthropoda, Malacostraca, Decapoda, Portunidae. The record is from RefSeq and is a predicted model, not a curated record. The transcript is spliced from 2 exons. The coding region runs from base 187 to 1020 and encodes 277 amino acids.